Lolium rigidum is the source of this 3245-nucleotide messenger RNA. Its product is annotated as protein RNA-directed DNA methylation 3-like. The record is from RefSeq and is a predicted model, not a curated record. Gene Ontology annotation, cellular component: DSIF complex. Bases 3 to 2948 code for a protein of 981 amino acids. Lineage: Eukaryota; Viridiplantae; Streptophyta; Magnoliopsida; Poales; Poaceae. Gene Ontology annotation, molecular function: mRNA binding. The transcript is spliced from 12 exons. Gene Ontology annotation, biological process: regulation of transcription by RNA polymerase II; transcription elongation by RNA polymerase II; regulation of DNA-templated transcription elongation.
AAAUGCUCCGUAUACGGAAGGGUCCUUUGAAGGGCUAUCUCUGCCGUGUAAUUCGGAUAUUCCGAAAUGAUGUAACUGUUAAGCUAGAUUCUUUGCUGAAGAUAGUUACAGUGCAAGCAGAGUUUCUCUCAGUCCCGACUAAAAGGGGGGAUAACUCAUGUAGUGCUCCAUCUAGUUCUUUUGGAAAUCAUGAUACAUCAUUUUUGGGUUCAGAAACAGCCAAAACCUCAUGGGACAAUGGAUUUACAUCUCUUGGCAGUGAUUCUUGGCAACCUUCAAGUUCUGCAUUUCCAGCCCAGAAUGCAGAUGGAGAAGCAGAAGUUGAUCCUUGGUGUAAGAAACCAACAUCUGCUGAUGGUGAUUCUGAUCCAUGGGGCAAUAGCACUACACAAAAGGAAAGCUCCAGUGACGAUGCAUGGGGUAAACCAGCUGGAGGUAGUAGUGGAUUUGAUGCUGGUGGCAGCUCUUGGGGUGGAGCAGCAGUCAACAAGGAUAGUGAAAAGAGUGACAACUGGGGUGAAGCAUGCAAGGUGGUGGACAUGGCAACUGGUGGUGACACAGAUCCUUGGGGCAGUAAGGUUAAAGUAGUUAAGGAAGCAGAUAGUUGGGGAAACUUGCCAGGGCCACCAGAGAAGGAAGAGGACGGUCAAGGAUGGGGCCAACCUUUUGGCAAGUCAAACCAAGAUCAAGAAAAAGGGACAGGAUCGAAAGACACAGACAAGAGUGGGUCUUGGGAUACUGCUGUUGCUAUUCGUGUCGGCUCGGAUGAUGAUGCCUGGGCUAAGUCUGAUGCUUUGCCUGUUGCUCAAGAUGAUGCCUGGGGGAAGAAGUCAAAAGACACCAAUGGUGACCAAGCAGCUGAGUGGAACAAAGCUGGAUCAUCAGACCAACUUGGUGGCAGUGAUUGGAGUACACCAAAAUUUUCUGGGGGUGCUGGUUCAUCAAGCUGGAACAAGGGAGAGGCAGUUGGGGGAGAUAGUCAGAAUAGCACCUGGAGCAGACCUGCUGGAAACUUUGAAGCUGGGCGUGGGUUUGGGCAAGGACGUGGGAGAGGCCGGGGCCGGGAAUCUGGGGAUUCGGGUGGCAGAAAUGACCAAGAAAGCUGGAAGGGAUCAUGGGAUAAUGACAAUUCUGCAAAGCCCUCUUGGAGGUCUGGUACACAGGUAGAUAACGAAGUUGGAGAUUCUGGUGGAUACAGGGGAAGAGGAAGGGGCCAAUAUGGAGGACGAGGGAGAGGAAGAGACAAUGGUGGGAGAAAUGGAAAUGGAGGCGGCUCUGAGUUUGGAAGGGAAAGGAGCAGUGGUGAUACACCAAACUGGGGAAACAGUCAGCCUUGGAGUGGCAGUGAAGGCACCAAGACAUGCGAUGAAAAUCAGACUUCCACCUGGAACUGCUCGGAGGAUAAAAAACUGUCUGGAGGUGAAGAAGAUGAUCCUUGGGGGAGCAAGGUGGUUACAAAAGGUGAACAAGAUGAUCCUUGGGGGAGCAAGGUGGUUACAAAAGGCCAAGAGAAACAAAAUGAUGCUUGGUCAAGUAAGGUGACUUCGACUGCAGGUGCCGAGAACAAUGAUGGCUGGAACACAAAGGCGAAAGAGUUAUCCUGCAGCCUUGGGUCUAAGUCGGAGAAUGCUGCAUCUGGUGAAGAAGGACGAGAUGAUCCUUGGUCAAGCAAGAUUGUUUCUACUCCUAAAGGCAAGGAACAAGAAACUGAUCCCUGGGCAAGCAAAGUAUCUUCUACUGCAGCAGUGGAAAAAGCUGACACCUGGGGCAAUGGAAAUGGAGGGAGUUGGAACACUUCUGGUUCCUCUGUUGGGCAUCAGGAAUCUUCUUGGGGCAAACCAAGCUCCUCAAGUGGAGAUCAAGAGCCAGCUUGGAAGAAGCCAAAUUAUGGUGAUGAUAAGACUGGAUUCGGUAGGGGUGGAUUCGGAGCUGGGAAUCGAGGCAGAGGGAGAGGAAGGUUUGGGGACUCGUCAUGGGAUGGAGGAAGUAACAUAAAUGAUGGAUCAGGUGGAGAAAGGUCUGAAGGUGGCAGAGGAAGAGGUAGAGGGCGUUUUGGUAGAGGUGAUCGCAAUCAAGGCAACAACUUUGGGUCAGGAGACAGGGAUGGAGGCAGUUGGAGCUCUGGCAGGGGAAACGGAGGCCGAGGUGGUGGUUACAGAAACUCGAAUGACAACAAUGAGGGAAGGUCCUCCAGUCAAGAUGGUGGUGGUGGUUGGUCUCAGUCGACGGACUGGAAUGCCAGCAAAAAGGGAAACACCGAAGGAGAUCAAGCUUUUUCACAAGGCAACUCCAGCUGGGGAAGUGACAAAAAUGAUAGCUGGGGAGCUCCGAAGCCAUCUGGUGGAGGUGAUCAGGCAGGAAAGAAGGAUGGAAACAACACCUGGAAUCAAAACAAGCCACCUUCUGGCGGUGGAUCAUCUAUCCUGGGCCAGCCACCUUCUGGCGGUGGAUCAUCUAUCCUGGGCCAGUGGGGUGGUCCACCUGGCGACACUACUGCUGGCAGAGGUGGAGGAUCUGUUGGGGGAGGAUCGUGGGGAAACAACGAAGAAAAGUCCAGCUGGGGGAGUGACAAAAAUGAUAGCUGGGGAGCGCCAAAACCAUCCGGUAGAGAUGAGGCAGGCAAGAAGGAUGGAAACAACACCUGGAGUCAAAGCAAGCCAUCUUCUGGCAGUGGAUCCUCCAUCCUAGGUCAGUGGGGUGCUCCUCCUGGUGACACUACAGCAGGCGGAGGAGGAUCAUGGGGAAAGAGCAGUGAUGAUGGCUGGAAUUCGUCAAAAGGAACUGGAGGUUCAGAAGGUGGUUCUAGGAAGGAAGGAUCUUCGGACAAGGCCGAAGGGAGCGGGAGCCAAGGAGGCGGUGGUGGCAGUUCCUGGGACAAGGCAGGUGGUGGUGGAUGGGACAGCAGCAACAAGGGUGGGGAUGCUGGCAGUGGUGGUGGUGGGUGGUAAGCUUGCUCCAGAAUCAGCUGCGCCUGAUCUUUGGGCUUGUACGUAAAGGGUUUGCACUAUGUAGUAUGUACAUCUCUGUGCUGUAGCACGGUACCUGUGGUUGGUUCCUUUGCCAUUGGCUACUUGAAUCUUAUAAACAUGGCCUAGCUGGGGCAGGACGUUCCCUCUUAGUGGCAGUUAGUAGUGCCAGCUAAACGUUGCCUAGUAACUGAAGUACCUUUUCUAUUAUCUUGUCUGAGAUUUCCACGUGGUUAUUAUUGCAAUGCUAUGUCAUGGCGAUGCCCUUGGUUGGAUGCA